UUCAUUUCAUUUUUCCACAUCCCCAUUUCCCUUUCAACAACCACUGCCAGCAAAUCGAGCCUAAGACUGUUAUAACUUCCAUGGUUGGCGCUUAAACUCGACUGCGAGACCAUCGCCAUCCGCCAUCCGCCAUCCGACAUCGGCCUCUCACUUCUACAUAUUGCCUUGAGUUUUUCACGCUACUCGCUGAUUUGAUGCCCAACUGGCCUGAAUGGUAGUUGAAAGAACACGGGCGUCCUGUUCAACUAUGAAUUGAAUUACUCCAUAGUCCAUACUUUACCAAUCAUCACCAUGAUCAAUGCCGGAGAUACACGCCAUUGAGUUCAUUUCUGAUCCUAAAUCAAAGAGAGAAGGAAAUAUUGAUGUCAAUGGCGGAAUCAAAUGGAAUUGUGAUGAUUGUGGUAACAGUUUUAACUCUGAUUGUAGUUCGAUUAGUGUACAUUCUUCAUUGUUGCGGUAAACCUUUACGACCUUCUAAAGUUAAGCCUCUUAGCACACUCAUUGUUCUUGGUUCAGGUGGUCAUACAGCUGAAAUGAUUAAUCUGUUAUUGGCACUCCAAAAGGACAGGUUUAUACCUAGGUAUUAUAUUGCUGCUACCACUGAUAAUAUGAGUCUGCAGAAAGCUCGCAUAUUUGAGAGCUCCUCUUGUAAUGAGGUGAUGGAAACUGCACAGUACAUGCAGAUAUACAGAAGCCGGGAAGUUGGUCAAUCGUAUAUAACUUCUGUUGGUACAACACUAACUGCCAUUGCUCAUGCACUCUGGCUGAUGAUCAAAAUUAGACCUCAAGUGAUCCUUUGCAAUGGCCCCGGAACUUGCAUUCCUCUAUGUGCAGUUGCCUUCGUGUUUAAGGUAUUAGGGAUUAGAUGGUCAUCAAUAUUUUAUGUGGAGAGCAUUGCAAGAGUUCAAAGGCUCUCUUUAAGUGGUUUGCUUCUCUACAAACUAAGAAUGGCUGAUCAACUCUAUGUUCAAUGGCCACAACUGCAAAAGAAGUAUCCUCGAUCUGUAUACGUUGGUUGUCUCAUGUAGCCAGUUGCUGCAGUGCAUUCUUUGUGGGUUAUUGCUUCUUCUUUCCCACAUUACACGAACGUCGAUGUUCGCAACUUUUGGUACACAAUACACAUCCGAAUUCUUUGAGAUUUUACUAGUCAGUUUUUGACUAAAUGGAUUUUAUAGGCCAUGAUUGUUUGUUAUUGAACAUACAUCUAGUAUUUGAAGCUAACAAAAUAUUUAUAUGUAACAUUAGCUGUGGUCUUUAGUGCUUAAAAGUGGGAAUAUUUGAAUUUUAUACCUA
Molecule: messenger RNA, 1293 nt
Organism: Amaranthus tricolor (Joseph's coat)
Lineage: Eukaryota; Viridiplantae; Streptophyta; Magnoliopsida; Caryophyllales; Amaranthaceae
Product: UDP-N-acetylglucosamine transferase subunit ALG14
Exons: 7
Coding region: 363-1028 (221 amino acids)
Biological process (GO): dolichol-linked oligosaccharide biosynthetic process
Cellular component (GO): UDP-N-acetylglucosamine transferase complex
Source: RefSeq, a predicted model, not a curated record